GUGAACUUAUCACCUGGUCAAGUCAACGCUUUCAUCUGGUGUCUUCUCAUCGGUUUCACGGGAUGGCUGCUGCACUGGCUUCUCGCCUACGUCUCUUUAUGGCGGCGAGGGAACCAGUUCCCGGGUCCCAAGGGUCACUUCCUCUGGGGAAACACGGCAGAGCUCUUGGGAGCUGGAAGCAUCACUGACCUUAUUGCAAGGCUUCACUCGGAGUACGGUCCCGUUGUAAGGCUCUGGAUGAGCCCGACGAAGCUGCUUAUAUCGAUUCGCGACCCCGCGCAGGUUCGCAAAGUGCUUAUGCGAGCUCUUGAACGACCUCCUGCCUUCAGCCGAAUCAUGGCUCGCUGUUUUGGAGCGGAUUCCACUCGCUUCUCGUCCCUCAUGCAGCCGCGGGCUCGCAGGUCCUUCUUAGAUUACCACUGCCAUACCACACUCAAGUUUCAGGUUCACGAGGUGACGUCAACUGUCGUUCACAUGACGUCACGCCACUGGACGUCCGUGGCCGGGUCUGGCGGGGAGAUCGACGUGGGUGGUGUAGCUAGGGAUAUGGCGGUUGGUGUACUCGGCGGUUCUCUUUUUGGUAGCGGGUUUCCUAUGUCGAGGAUCCACGCUCGCUUACAGGGUCUAUUGGAGAAGGUAGCUGCAGGAUCUCAGAAGUUUUCGCGGUUCCCAGUCGAGCCGUUCUGGCUUCCGUCGUAUUGGCUGUUUUCCCGCGUUUGCGACGAGUUUCGCGAAGUUAUGCGAAGGCUCAUGUCAGGCGAAUGCGAGGGCGUCAAGUGCGGGUUACCCGACGUUGGCGUUGCCAAUUUCAGCAGCUCAGGCUUCAACGUGGGAAACUCCGGAUGCGAAGGGAAUGAAGCCGAACAGAGCCCUGUUGCUGCCGCUGCUGCUGCUGCUGCUGCUCCUUCUAGUGGUGUUGGUCUUGUUUCCAGCGUCAACACCGGUUCUGCUGUUGAUGCUGCUGCUGGUUCCGGUGCCGUUCCCCCCAUUUCCCCCCGGCGCCGAGUCAUGGCGCAAGAAGCGCCUCACGAGGGUUUUCUCUCGGCCAUGCUGUCGGAACUGUCCCGUUAUGGUGAACCCCUUUAUAACGAGGCGACAGCAUUGGCCGAAGCCGCCUCCCUUAUGCUUCACGGCCAUCUCUCGGUUCCAGGGCUGUUGGAGCGAGUUCUCGUCGCGCUCGCCGCACACCCCGAUACACAGGACAAAGUCGUACAGGAAAUCCGCGCUGUAGCGAGUGGCGGGUCGCCUACUGACGAGGAUCUGCAGAAACUGGCUUAUCUCAACGCGGUUAUAUACGAGACGUCCCGCUUAAUGCCGUGUCAGCCGCUAGUCACUAGGUGCGCGCUCUCCGAGAAUAUACGUCUGCCUGUCUCUCCGUCAGCUCAGUUUGGUAGCAGCAGCGACGGAGGGUUUCGUUCUGCGAGUGAGGGCUCUUCUUGUGGGGAAAUGCAUGGAGAUGUGCGCGGAGAUGUGCAGGGCAGUGUGGGUGCUGACGACACGCAGUUUCUUUCGGUUCCUUCUGGGACCGUUUUGGCGCUGCCCAUGCACCUCCUGCAAACGGAUUCUUCGUUUUGGGGCGACGACGCUUUGGAAUUCCGCCCCGAGCGCUUCAUUCGGUUCCGAAUGCAGCAGGAGAAGAACGACAGUGAUGAACAGGAAGGGAAGGAAGGGAAGGCAGAGAAGCGAGGGAGGGAAAGGAAGGAAAGCAAGGGAGGCAAGGGAGACAAGGGAGGAGAGGUGGAGCAGAAAGGAGACAGGGAAGGCGACGGGGAGGAAGGGGGAAAGUGGAAGGAAGGGUUACUGCCAGGGCGAGACUACGAGUGUGUGCCUCCAGAGCAGGGGGAACAUUUCCUCAUGUUCGGAGGCGGGCCGAGGUCAUGCGUGGGGCUGCGAUUCUCCUUCAAGAUCGUGCGUGCAGUCGUGGCGCUGCUGCUGCACCAGUUCGAGAUCUCCCUGUCGCCCGAUAUGCCCUACGCCUUCUCCUCCCAGCUCCACAGCCUGGCCCUCCACCUCUCUCCCUCCCCAAGAAUCCGAGUCUCCAUGCGCACGCCCAUCCCUACUAUGGACCCAAGCGACACUGAUGCUCCAGCUGACGAUGACCUCACUGCAAGUUUUUAG
Messenger RNA from Closterium sp. Naga37s-1, 2118 nucleotides. Lineage: Eukaryota; Viridiplantae; Streptophyta; Zygnematophyceae; Desmidiales; Closteriaceae. The record is from the annotation of a GenBank genome assembly.